AUGGCCAUCACUCUCAUGCAUCGCCGAUCAAAUUUCCAGCGUCUUCCGACCAAAACCGCCGCCUUUCUUCCACCUUCGCCGCCCAAAACUUCCUCCUUUUUCUCCUUCUCCACCUCCUUCCUCCUCCUCGUCCUCCUCACCAUUUGGUCCCUGUCCGUCCUCCUCUCAAGCUCCUUCCAAAUCUGCUUCUCUUCCCGCAAGCUCGACUCCUACUGCAUCUCCAGCGGCGCCUUAUCCCAUUCCCUCCGCCACCUUAUCCCCCCCUCCAACUUGUCCAGAACUUAUAAACCCAUUACCGCCGCCAAUAAUGAAAUUUCCGAAGCCGUUAAACUAGUUGAAGAAAAACUCCAUUUAAUGCGCAAGUGGGUUUCUGCUAACUCCAACAUUAACUGUAGCGGUAAAGGAAUUUUCGUCUACGAUUUGCCUUCUAAGUUCAAUAAAGAUCUCAUAGCCCAAUGCAAUAAGCUUCUUCCAUGGACCGAUCUCUGUGAGUUUUUAGUCAAGGAUGGUAUUGGGCUACCCAUUCCGCGUCUCGGGCCGGGCUGGUACCGAACCCAUCAGUACUCCCUCGAGCCCAUCUUUCACUCCAGGGUUCUCAACCAUCGUUGCCGGGUCUCCGACCCGGCCCAAGCCCGACUAUUCUACGUCCCUUUCUACGCCGGCCUCGACGUCCUCCGCUGGCACUUCGCCAACGCUUCGAUCUCAGAUAAAGACAGGCUUAGCAGCGAGCUUGUGAAGUGGCUGGAGACCCGCCCGGAAUGGACCCGACGAAGCGGAAGAGACCAUAUGUUUGUUCUCGGGAAAAUCUCAUGGGAUUUCCGUCGGGUCGGCGACGGCCCAUGGGGCAGCAAUUUUUUAUCUUUACCCGAAAUGCAAUCUCCCUUUAAGUUUCUUAUCGAGAGGCAGCCGUGGGAAUUAAAUGAGAUCGGGAUCCCCCACCCCACCCACUUCCACCCGCAUUCGGACGACGAUAUUGCCACGUGGCAGGCGCGGGUGGCUUCUGCGGCGCGGGGAAAGCUGGUGAGUUUUGUGGGUGCGGCGAGGCCUGAGUCAACGGAAAGCAUAAGGUCGGUGUUGAUAAAACAGUGUACGGCGGCGGCGGCGGAAUGUCGGUUCGUUGAUUGCGGCGGUGGCGGAUGCGGCGAGCCGGGAGAUGUGAUGACGACGUUCAUGGAGUCGGAGUUUUGUUUACAGCCGCCGGGAGAUAGCCCGACGAGGAAGUCCGUUUUCGAUGGGUUGGUGGCGGGUUGUAUACCGGUCAUUUUUAACCCGUUUACCGCUUAUUAUCAGUACCCGUGGCACUUACCGGAGGAUUACGAGAAGUAUUCGGUCUAUGUGGAGGAGGAGGAGGUGAGAACAGGGAAGGUGAAUGUGAUGGAAAGGCUGAGAGCUGUGGAACCGGAUAAGAGGAAGGAGAUGAGGAGGUACAUUAUAUAUGAGCUAAUGCCUGGAUUGCUGUAUGGAGAUGCCGGCUCACAAUUUAGGAAAUUUCGCGAUGCUUUUGGAAUUAUUAUGGAUAGUAUGACCGAAAUUGCUAGUAAAUUAGAAUAA
Dendrobium catenatum is the source of this 1551-nucleotide messenger RNA. Its product is annotated as xyloglucan-specific galacturonosyltransferase 1-like. Gene Ontology annotation, molecular function: glycosyltransferase activity. Lineage: Eukaryota; Viridiplantae; Streptophyta; Magnoliopsida; Asparagales; Orchidaceae. The transcript has a single exon. The coding region runs from base 1 to 1551 and encodes 516 amino acids. The record is from RefSeq and is a predicted model, not a curated record.